Messenger RNA from Acanthosepion pharaonis, 714 nucleotides. The record is from the annotation of a GenBank genome assembly. NCBI's taxonomy places the organism in Eukaryota, Metazoa, Mollusca, Cephalopoda, Sepiida, Sepiidae.
AUGAAAGGGGUAAAUAGGAACAAAAGUUAUUUCAAGAAAAUCUAUCUAUCUAUCUAUCUAUCUAUCUAUCUAUCUAUCUAUCUACAGAAUUAUCGUAUUUACAUUCAUCGUCUAUUCCUGUUCCGUUAUACCAUCCUUGUUAAACGAACAGGAAUCAUAGUAACAGCGCUUUUUCAUUGGUUGUUCAAGUCACGUGUUCGUUCUUUUGCAAUCAUGGUCGUCGGGCGGAAGACCGGUGUUAGCGUCAAAGACGUUGAUCAACAUGAAUUCACUAAGGCUCUGUCCACCUUUCUUAAAAGAUCAGGAAAAAUGAAGAUUCCUGACUGGAUUGAUAUUGUCAAAUUGGGAAGAUUUAAUGAACUGGCACCUUAUGAAGAAGAUUGGUUUUUCAUCAGAGCUGCUUCAGUUUGCAGACAUCUCUACAUCAACUCACCUGUUGGCGUUGGAGCUUUUACAAAGAUUUAUGGUGGUCGUAAGAGGAAUGGAACAGUUCCCAGUCACUUCUGUCCUAGUUCAGCAUCAAUUGCACGAAGAGUGUUGCAAGCUUUGGAGAACCUUAAGUUAGUUGAGAAAGACCCAACUGGUGGCCGGCGCCUCACUUCACAAGGUCGUAGAGAUUUAGACAGAAUUGCAUCUCAAAUCAAAUUCAAAAAUACUAAAUCCUCUAAAUCAACUGCAACUUCUGCUUCAGUGCCAAAGGCUCCCAAAAAAUAA